UUCUAAAACAAGGUUAGAAAUGGCAUUGGAAUAAGAAACAACCAAUAUUGAGUAGCAACGAAAAGGUGUUGAAAAGUAACUGUAGGGAAUAUUUCAUUCUAAUUUGCAGACACUUUAUUUAGUUUAUUAUACUGAAGAAUCAGAUAUAUUUUUUUUUCUAUAAUUUUACAUUUCUAUUUUUUUUGCGUUCGAUCCUGUCCUUUAAAAACAUCUUAUGUUAUUUAAUUGAAUCGUUCUGGCGUUUAUUUUUUACAAAAUAAGAUGGCAAUAUUGGAAGAAGAUAUAUCUUAUCCCUCGUAAAUACCUUUUAAUAACAUUAACUCAAAAGCAGUGAGAGACAAAAUAUCAGCUGACAUUAGUUUGUUCGAUUUGGUGAACCUGUCGAACGGGACACCUGAAGUUGGAGCUGUCAACUUCAAUGCGUUGCAUACCCUCCUCCACGCUAUCCUGGGACACCUGAAAAUCCAAAAUGUGACCACCGGCUGGAGAGAGCAGGAUGCCCCGCCACAGGAGCCCCAUGGCCCGCAUCUGACCAAGUCCUCUAGCCCGUACCAUCACAUGGAAGACAAACUUCGGCAGAUAGAGAGACAGAUGGCCGCGCUGGAGAAGCUUCCUAGCGGUACAGACCUUCUGAGCCGCACUGCCUCAACCACAACACCGGUCAACGACUUGUGUCAGCUGAUGCAGCUCCGCCGCAAGGCUCAGGCGAGUGAGGACGGCGUGUCCAAGGUACCGACCAGGACCAACUACCUAGUUUCUGAGGCAAGCCAGCAGUGGAAUGCAGGGGGAUAUGCUGCUGGCAAGUGAUUCAGCCCCUCUUAUCUGUAUUAAGUCCUUGAGUGCUUGCUCAUCAAAGCCCUGUCCCGCAGCUGGGGGCCUGUCUAUGUGGUGAAUGUCUUUAUCGCUGAUCCAGGAUCUGCUGAAGGAGAUCCAGGACCUGCAGGAGUCCAGAGAUGACCUGAAGAAAGAGAUCAAGAGCCUCCAGAACCAACUCAACCAGCUCAUAGUGAGGAAGGAUUGCAGAUAGACAACAUUUGGCAACCUUGCUCAUCUCCCCUAUUAAUCUACAGUAGGGGAUCUACCCAGUGCUCAUCACCAGGGAAUCCUUCUCCAUCUCACCACCCCACACAGUGGUGAAAUAUAGCGUCAUGGAGAGCCCGAUCCACCCUGGCCCUGGUCCCCUCCCUCCAUCCCGCUCUGUAGGGGACAUGGAGUCAUACAGAGGGCAACAGCAUCAAAGAGCCACAGCUUAUCUCUGGCAACCUGGCAUGUCACUCACCCCAACAAUAGAGUGAGGAUAAUUAUCCUACAUGUCUGUUUCCAUCUGGUAGCAUGAUGUUGCUCUGGGUAUUUUUGGGUUCCAGCUGAAUAUGAGUGAGCUGGUUGACAGAAUCAACGAAGUGGAACAGUACUGCCACCGACUGGACAACCUGGACUCUGCCACCAAAGAGCUGCAGGACAGAGUUGGGCGUUACCCAGACCCAGACGAGCUCAUCCAGUGUGUGACCUGGGACAUCAUGCAGACCACCUUGGUUAGCGAGCAACAGAAUCUGCAAAAGGCAUGUCUUAUGUCUCGCUUGAAAGAGCGAGAUUCCUUUAUCAAGUAAUCAUAUACAAGACAUAGGAAUAGAGCUCUGAUGGAGCUGCUGCCUUCACUCCUGUCACUGCAAGCCAGCAUGGGGGGGUCGCUGCCCCAGCAGUCCUUCUCUGAUGGAGCUGCUGCCCUUAGACCUGGCACUGUCACUGCCAGCCAGCAUGGGGGGGUCGCUGCCCCAGCAGUCCCUCUCUGAUGGAGCUGCUGCCUUCACUCCUGUCACUGCAAGCCAGCAUGGGGGGGUCGCUGCCCCAGCAGUCCUUCUCUGAUGGAGCUGCUGCCCUUAGACCUGGCACUGUCACUGCCAGCCAGCAUGGGGGGGUCGCUGCCCCAGCAUUCCCUCUCUGAUGGAGCUGCUGCCUUCACUCCUGUCACUGCAAGCUAGCAUGGAGGGGUCGCUGCCCCCACAGUCCCUCUCUGAUGGAGCUGCUGCCUUCACUCCUGUCACUGUCACUGCCAGCCAGCAUGGGGGGGUCGCUGCCCCCGCAGUCCCUCUCUGACGGAGCUGCUGCCUUCACUCCUGUCACUGCAAGCCAGCAUGGGGGGGCGCUGCCCCAGCAGUCCCAUUUCUGAUGGAGGGCAGCAAACCCCUGUCUCGUGUGGCCAGCGGGGCAGAGCGUUACCCAGAGACAAUGGAGGCCCUGAGGGACGUGAGCAGGCUCAGGGAGAGACACAACACCCUGGAGACCAGAGUAGAGCUGCUGGAAGCAGGCAAGGCUGACCAGGCCCAGCUCCAGCACCCCCGGGAGCUCCUCACUGACUUGGGUGACAGGGAUGUGCCUGACAAACUGUUGGAUCAACUGAAUCAUCUGAGAGUUCUGGUCGACAGCCUGAUGGGUGACAGAGCCAAGAGCUCGGAGCUGAUGAAUGACGUUCAGGGAGCCAUCAUGCAGCUGCAGGCUGAGUGUGAGAAGCUCCACGGCACAGCCAACCACCUGAUUGAGGAGCACAGCCAACCACCUGAUUGAGGAGCACAGCCAGAAACAGGUCCAUAUCGACAAAGCAGACAAGCGUGCCCUGGAGACCAAGGUGAGCCGCAUGCAGUUUGACUCCAUGACAGAGGAGCUCAACACCAUGUUCCAGGAGCUGCUCAGCAAGAUCACCGGCCAGGAGCAGGACUGGCACAAAAUCAUUGACAA
Oncorhynchus gorbuscha (pink salmon) is the source of this 2733-nucleotide messenger RNA. Its product is annotated as glutamine-rich protein 2-like. NCBI's taxonomy places the organism in Eukaryota, Metazoa, Chordata, Actinopteri, Salmoniformes, Salmonidae. The coding region runs from base 2167 to 2562 and encodes 131 amino acids. The transcript is spliced from 7 exons. The record is from RefSeq and is a predicted model, not a curated record.